Messenger RNA from Pocillopora damicornis (cauliflower coral), 1632 nucleotides. Its product is annotated as E3 ubiquitin-protein ligase rnf213-alpha-like. Lineage: Eukaryota; Metazoa; Cnidaria; Anthozoa; Scleractinia; Pocilloporidae. The record is from RefSeq and is a predicted model, not a curated record. Gene Ontology annotation, molecular function: ATP binding; ubiquitin-protein transferase activity; ATP hydrolysis activity.
ACUGUUGGUCAAGACAAAACCACUAUUGAAUCAGUGUCUCUUCCAAGAGCUCCAGCAUCUCCUGAUCAUAAUGGUGAAACUGAGGAAAAAUCGGUUGGGCUCGCAAAUGGUAAUGCGACAGCUGCCAGCAUCAAUGUGUCUGAUGUGCCUCAGCCCCAUCAAGAGGAUGAUGGCCAACCCGAGGUUGAUAAGGACCAUGGAAACAGUGAAAACGACGCCGAUUCAGAAAAAAAAGCUGCCGGAACACACAAAACAUCAAAAACUGGUAACGGAAGUACUUCACAGAAAGAAAAGGACGCAAAGAAGGAGGGAGAAAGUCAUAAGGAACCAAAGCAAAAACACCAGGCAUCAGAGAAACGUGAAGGUGCAAUGAAUGACUUAAAGCCAGAAGACCAAAAGAAUGCAAACACCAAAGAAAACCAACUUGACGAAAAUAUCAAAUCUGAUAUAAAGAAAAACAGUGGCCAUGACACAAGUUCUGUUGGGGAUGUCAUGGGGAAUAGUAAAAAAGAAGACAAUGAAAAGGAAUAUUUUCCCGGUUACAAGGGAAAGAGAAUGACUGUUGUUUUUCAUGCUGUACUUGCACCUCAUUUUAAAUUUGAAGAGAGUCAAGGUGACAGACUCUGUAUGAGGUUUGGUGAACCUGCUCUUGGAGACUUUAAGAAAGAUGUUGUUGAAGUGUUUCCACAAAGAUAUCUUGAUGAUGGUUUUAUCCUGGUGAAAGCCGAGCUCUCGGUACCACACAUUUUUCUAGCUCGUAAAAUUCCCUACAAAUAUGUUGUAUUCAAAGAAAAACGAAAAGAUUUAAAGGAGAAAGAGAAGCCUUUGUGGGAACAGUUACCUAACUUGGGAACUAUGACGAACCGAUGUCUUCAUAUUCCGCAGGACAGAUGUCGUGAGGGAGCGUUCUGGCACCAAUAUGAUGACACUAUUUUCAGUUCACGAAGUUGGUGGCAAAGUAUUCGUAGCAAGCUGCCAAUUUUAAAGGGCAUGGAUCCCACUGAGGGAAGGAACAUAGCAACUCGAGUCAUGUUGCCUAAGUGGGAGGGUUUUACGGUGGAUGACGUGGAGGAGAAUAUUACUGCUUGGGAAGCUAUUCAGACAGUCAAUGAUAUAGCUUACUGCUACACUCAAACCGAGGCUAUGGAAAAGAGCCGCACAACAAAAAAAAAUGUUCCACAUCGUUAUGAUUUUCAACAGAUUCUGAAAGAAUUUUUCAAAACGAGGAUCGAGACAAAUGAUGUUCCUCAAUCAGAUUCAGACGACAAGAAAACGUUUCAUCCGUUGGUGUCAUCCGUUGCUAUUGCUUAUAUCAUUUAUACACAUAAAGUGUAUCUUAAUCCUCAACAAUACGGAAAGCUGUUCGCCUCUUUGAUUCUACACCCAGACCCUACAGGGAAAAGGUGUACAGGAUUGGAAAAGAUUCUUAAAGAAUUUCCCGCAGAUCAGUUGCAAAGCCUUGGUGAAGCCAUUCAGGCCAUUUGCAAACAUGUCGCCAAGAAUCACCGUGACCAUCAUGAAUGGCUCUUCGCCGUACCGUUGGUUCACUUUCUGACCCAAGUAUCCCAGCCUUUCAGCGGUUCUGUGUUACUUAUGGAGGAACCAAAGGAAAAAGACGACACUUGGGUGUGA